UAUACAGUGCUUGUGCUCCGGCCAAAUAAAAUUUAAAGAAAUGAACAAUUAUGCCGACAGCCGCUUGCCCAUCCACCACGGAGCCCCAACCUCAGAUGGCAAUCUGAAACGCAACCGCACGGUUCGGUAUUAUGCGCACCGAGUGAAAGAAAGCCUAACAACAAGGCUGUCUAAGAUCAUUUGCACCCUUUUCUUAGGCCUUCUUGGUAUUGUGGGCAUCAUAUUGUUCAUUUUAUGGCUAAACCUCCGGCCCCAUCGGCCAAGAGUAUUCAUCGAAGAUUUCUCCAUCCCGGGUCUAGCCCAAGAGAAUGGGUUCCAAGAUGCCAAGAUCAUCUUCAAUGUCACCGUACGAAACUCCAACCAAGGAGUCCAGUUUGACUAUGAUGGCAUGCGGCUCACAUUGGUCUAUCAAGACCAAAGUAUAGGCGGGGCGCCUCUGUUACUCCCGUUCUAUCAAUCACCAAAGAACACAACCGUGCUCGCAGGUGUGCUGACUGGUUCUUCUUUGACGGUGACCAACAAAAUCUGGCAGCGGCUUUUGGGCGAACGGCAGUCAAGAGGACUUGUGCGUUUCCAGGUGCAAUUAACAUCAGUGAUUACAUUCAAAGUGAAUACGGCAUGGGAAAGUAAGCGCCACAGGAUGCAUGCUAAUUGUCCGGUCGAGGUCAGGAAAGAUGGCAUGAUAACAUCAGCCUACAGAGGAAGGAGAUGUGCAGUCUAUUUUAGCUAAUUUCCUCAAGUAAAGUUUUAAAUUUUUUAACGAGUUUGUUUUUGGUGUGGCAAAUUUCAAUUCCUGCUUUUCUUUAAAUUGUAAUUGUUCGUUGAUUUGGACUUGGAUUUGCUUGCAGAGAGGCAUAAGGAUAAAUUUGUUUCUUACAAAUGUUGCGUUUGGUUCUCUUAAUAGUAAAGUACUAACAAACAUAUAAUCUGGUUUUGCAUUGAAUUAAAGUUCC
Cuscuta europaea is the source of this 953-nucleotide messenger RNA. Lineage: Eukaryota; Viridiplantae; Streptophyta; Magnoliopsida; Solanales; Convolvulaceae. The record is from the annotation of a GenBank genome assembly.